GACUUUUAUAUAAACCAAACCAACCCCCAAAUUCUGCUAUUAUCAUCGUCAAAUCUGAGAGAUUCUCUUCACUUUUUUGUCAAUCAGCUGAAACUUGAGCGAUCAGAUCAAAAUGGCUCCACGUGGGUUUCUCUUGGCUGCUCUGUUUCUGUCCUGUUUCUUCGGAUUCUCUCAUGGAAAAGGCCAUUUUUCCACUCUCCCAAGAACUUUGGAAGUCACUGCUUCCCCAAAACCUGGCCAAGUUCUGAAAGCGGGUGUAGAUAAAAUCAACGUGAGCUGGGUUCUGAACGGGACGGUCCGGGCCGGGUCGGAUUCGGAGUACAAGACGGUGAAGGUGAAGUUAUGCUACGCGAAGGUGAGCCAAGUGGACCGCGCGUGGAGGAAAACGGAAGACGAUCUCUCAAAGGACAAGACCUGCCAGUUCCUCAUCGUCGAGAAGCCGUACAAUCCGGCCGUCCAAAAGUUCGAGUCGACGGUGAAGCGUGACGUGCCGACGGCGACUUUCUUCGUCCGGGCCUACGCUUUAAAUUCCGCCGGCGAUGAGGUGGCAUACGGCCAAACAACCGACGAUCGGAAAGCCACCAACCUAUUUCAAAUCGAAUCGAUCACCGGGCGCCACGUGUCACUCGACAUCGCCUCCGUCUGCUUCAGUGCUUUCUCUGUGGUGGCGCUGUUCGGAUUUUUCUUCGCCGACAAGAGGAAGGCCAAAUCGGCGGCGGCAGCGGCGGCUGCGCAGGGGCAGUAAAUUAACAAGAAAGGUGGAAACUUUUGUGAUUGAGUUUCCUUCCUAGUUUGCAUCAACGCCAAUCUGCUUGAUUUAAGAGUAGGUUAUAUGAGCUAUUUUUAAAGUCUUUUGUAAUUUGGGUUUCUGUUGUUGGUACUGUAAUUUUCUAGGGGGAAAAAAAGGAAUCAACGAUAUGAUAUAUGGUGGAAAAUAAAAUGUAUUAAUGUGGCUGUGUAUUCAAUGUUCACAGAUGUGAUAAUCACUUUGCAGUGAAA
This is a messenger RNA of Momordica charantia (bitter melon), 999 nucleotides long. RefSeq names its product high-affinity nitrate transporter 3.1. Gene Ontology annotation, cellular component: plasma membrane. Gene Ontology annotation, molecular function: nitrate transmembrane transporter activity. Gene Ontology annotation, biological process: nitrate transmembrane transport; response to nitrate. The record is from RefSeq and is a predicted model, not a curated record. NCBI's taxonomy places the organism in Eukaryota, Viridiplantae, Streptophyta, Magnoliopsida, Cucurbitales, Cucurbitaceae.